ACGGCAUGUGGAGGUGUUCUCUGAAGUUAUGGAACAAAUCAGAUGUGAGACGCAAGAACCUUUUAAAGCUCAGUCAUCCAAGUUCAGCCUUGAACUGACUGACCAGAUUUCGGGGUGGUCUGCCAGAGCCCCGCCUCCUCUUUGUGCUCUAAGAAGACUUAGCGGGGCAGAACUCGCAGCGGGAGCUAAAGAGGGGAGGGGGGCCGUUUCUGCUCAAGGCUGGGCUUGCUGAGCCGCUUUCCCGGCUUCAGCAGUCUGUGCACUUGACUCGGACUUCUUGGGAACAGCCAAGUGAUUUAAAGCCCGAAAGGAGAUGAGCAAUCCUCGAGACUCAGGCAGAAAAAGUCCCAGCGACACAGGAAGCCAUCUGGUUCCUGAUGCAUAACUAGUCGGGAGUGUCAGCUCUGUCUGACACUGACCUCGCUCUGCCGUGGCAUCUUCGAGCAGCUGCUGGGCUCCUCACCGGGCUCCCUUCUCUUUCUUCACUGGCUGAUGGAUCUCAAGGGGCUCCUAUCCUUGAACUUCCUGCUGUUUCUCUCCCUGGCUUUUGAGCUGAGCUGUGGAACAGGUGAGAGCUUGAUGACUUGUCAAGAGGUCACCGAGCAGUUGGGAAGAAAUUUGCUGCUGCCCCUGGCGUCUGAAGGCAUAAGUAAGAGCAUGAACAAGAGUAUCCACAUCCUGGUCACAAAGUCAGAAUCACCGCAAAAAAAUGUCAAGACGAAAAUAGUGUCUCUGAGUCUGCCGGAAAGGGCCUCUCCACGCUUUCUGGAAAAUGGCUAUAAAUUCCAUCCGGAGAACCUGAAGCUGGAGAUCCUGCAAAGCAAGAAGGAAACUGAGGGCUGGUACUUCACGACCCUGGAGGAGAACUUUUCAGUUCGCCAUUUUUGCCUGCAGCUGAAGCUCUUUGAACAGGUCUCCACUCCGGAAAUAAAGGUGUUGAACUGGACCCAGGAGAACGGAAACUGCAGCUUGACGCUGGCCUGCGAAGUGGAGAAGGGGGACCAUGUGGCUUACAGCUGGAGGGAGGAGACGGGCGCCGACCCACCGAUCUCAGCCAACAGCUCCCACCUGCACCUCAGCCUGGGCCCUCAGCACGUCCACAACGUCUACGUCUGCACCGUGAGCAACCCCAUCAGCAACCACUCGCAGACCUUCACCCCGGGGUCCGUGUGCAUGCCGGAUCCUCCAGAACUAAGACCCUGGGGACUGUAUGUCGGGCUGUCCUCAGGGGCCAUCAUUGGUGUCAUCUUGACGCUCAAAGUAGCAGUGCUGCUGUUGAGAAGAAGAGGUAAAGCAAAUCAUUCCCAGCCAACCACAGAAGCAAAAAGCCUUACUAUCUAUGCCCAAGUCCAGAAAUCAGGUUCCAUUCAGAAGAAACCUGAUGCCCCGUCAGCUCAGGACCCCUGCACCACCAUUUAUGUCGCUGCCACAGAACCUGUCCCAGAGCCUGUCCAGCCUGUGAAGCCAGUGCCUGAACCCACAGACUUCUGUUUUGCCCUCAGGAACCAAAGUCCAUCACAGUCUACGCCAGCGUGACACUGCCGGAGAGCUGACCCCAGAGACUCAGUGAAGGGACUUUCCGCAGCAACGUGGAGGGGCCCGGAUAAGCACCGCGCGUGGCCCCAGGUCCCAAGCUCCCCGCGACACUGUGCACAUCUGCCUUCUUCUCAGAUCGACGCCCUGGUGACGCUUCUUCCACAGCCACCCGGGGGAUGGACGAGGGGCCGAGGCUUUCCAAGCGCUCAGCCUGCCCCUCAGGGCUCAGGCCCGGAACAGAGACCUACUUGGUGCAGCUUUCCAGCUCUGUGGUGUAGCAGACGGAAUGAGUCACGUGGGUCCCGUGAGCUCCGUCCUCCAGGAGUCUUGCCCCUUGCCUGGACCGGACGAUAAGAGCCAAAGGCGGGAAGCUGGGGCCCCCAGUGCCUCCCAGGCAGCUGCCCACCAGCCACGAAGCCUGGGACAGCUCACGUGCCCAUGCCUGGUCCUGGGAGCCGACCCCGCUCCCCACGCAGCCCCGAUCAGGGCCCUGUGCCUCACUUUCCCCCUCUGGACGGGCAGUGAAGGGUGAACUCCUUAUUAUAGGUAGAACACUCUGGGAUUAUUCUAUGAAAGAAGCUAAUAGAGUCAGUACUUUAUUUGCAAAACCCAGAAGCUGAAGGGUCAAUAAACCAACAGCAAGA
Prionailurus viverrinus (fishing cat) is the source of this 2180-nucleotide messenger RNA. It is a transcript of the gene SLAMF1, whose product is annotated as signaling lymphocytic activation molecule family member 1. The coding region runs from base 493 to 1536 and encodes 347 amino acids. The transcript is spliced from 7 exons. Lineage: Eukaryota; Metazoa; Chordata; Mammalia; Carnivora; Felidae. The record is from RefSeq and is a predicted model, not a curated record. Gene Ontology annotation, molecular function: signaling receptor activity. Gene Ontology annotation, cellular component: cell surface; membrane. Gene Ontology annotation, biological process: lymphocyte activation.